This is a messenger RNA of Entelurus aequoreus (snake pipefish), 4797 nucleotides long. RefSeq names its product parapinopsin b (gene parapinopsinb). The record is from RefSeq and is a predicted model, not a curated record. Gene Ontology annotation, molecular function: G protein-coupled receptor activity. Lineage: Eukaryota; Metazoa; Chordata; Actinopteri; Syngnathiformes; Syngnathidae. Gene Ontology annotation, cellular component: photoreceptor outer segment; membrane. Gene Ontology annotation, biological process: visual perception; G protein-coupled receptor signaling pathway. The transcript has 4 exons. Bases 77 to 1108 code for a protein of 343 amino acids.
AUUGCUCCUCCCGCCGUGUAAUCUCACUAGUGUCGUCUUCCUUAGCGUCCGGAGAGCUUCGGAGGAGACCGCAUCCAUGCACGACUCCUUUGUUACCCACAAUUCCUCCUCCUGGCAGGGGGAGCCCCCGCUGUCACGCGGCGGCUUUAUCCUGCUCUCCGCGGUCAUGGCCCUUUUCACGGGGCCGGCCGUGGUGCUCAACGCUACAGUGAUCAUCGUGUCCCUGCUGCACAAGCAGCUGAGGCAGCCGCUCAACUACGCUCUGGUGAACAUGGCCGUGGCAGACCUGGGAUCAGCCGUGACCGGGGGGCUUCUGUCUGUGGUGCACAACGCCCAGGGGUUCUCCUCCCUGGGAAGAACAGGCUGCGUGAUGGAGGGCUUCGCCGUGUCCCUGUUUGGCAUCACGUCUCUGUGCACCGUGGCCCUGAUUGCCGUUGAGAGGAUGUUUGUGGUGUGCAAGCCUUUGGGUCACAUGACCUUCCAGAAGAAGCAUGCGCUGGCUGCCAUCGCCUUGUCCUGGAUCUGGUCCCUCACGUGGAACGUGCCGCCUCUGCUGGGGUGGGGCAGGUACGAGCUAGAGGGGGUCGGGACUUCCUGUGCGCCCGACUGGCGCAACCGAGACCCUCACCACAUGUCCUACAUCCUGGUUUAUUUCGCCGUGUGCUUCGCUGUCCCGUUUGUCGUCAUCCUGGUGUCCUACUCCAGAUUGAUGUGGACUCUGCACCAGGUGUCCAAGCUGGCCUGCCUUGAAGGAGGUGCAGUGGCUAAAAAGGAGCUAAAGGUGGCGUCCAUGGUGGUCCUCAUGGUCCUGACCUUCCUCAUCAGCUGGCUGCCUUAUGCAGUUCCAGAGGUAUGUGGUGCCUUUCCUGCUGUGCAAAGAGGUGAGGAUCCAGGAAGACACAUCAGAAGUUGUCACCACUGUGGAGAUGAGCACCAACAAAGUGUCUCCAGCCUGAAAGCCUACAAUCACACAAUCGAAAACGACACACUUUUGUGUACUGUUUGCAGUACAAAUGACAAUCCUUACUCAGUUAAUUCCAAGAAAAAUAUCCAUCCGUCCAUUUUUUUUUCGCUAAUCCGUGGUCGGGUGGCGGGGGCAGCAGCCUAAGCAGGGAAGCCCAGACUUCCCUCUCCCCAGCCACUUCGUCCAGCUCCUCCCGGGGGAUCCCGAGGUGUUCCCAGGCCAGCUGGGAGACAUAGUCCUCCCAACGUGUCCGGGGUCUUCCCCGUGGCCUCCUACCGGUUGGACGUGCCCUAAACACCUCCCUGUGGAGGCGUUCGGGUGGCAUCCUGACCAGAUGCCCGAACCACCUCAUCUGGCUCCUCUCGAUGUGGAGGAGCAGCGGCUUUACUUUGAGCUCCUCCCGGAUGGCAGAGCUUCUCACCCUAUCUCUGAGGGAGAGCCCCGCCACCCGGCGGAUUAAACUCAUUUCGGCCGCUUGUACCCGUGAUCUUGUCCUUCCCAAGAGCUAGCUUAUGUAGCCGAGGAUCGGACCUCCAAGCGCCCUGCCUUCGGCUGCCGCCCGGCUCACACUGCACCCGACCUCUAUGCCCCCUCCUAUGAGUGGUGAGCCCAUUGGAGGGGGGGACCCACUUUGCAUUUUCGGGCUCUGCCCAGCCGGGCCCCAUGGGGACAGGCCCGACCAUCGCCCUGGCUCCAGACGGGGGCCCCGAUGACCCACGUCCGGCCGAGGGAAAUCUAAGUCCUUGUUUUUAAAUUUCCAUAAAGGUCUUCUAUGAAAAAAAUAAAAAAUUCAAAUAAAGACGAGGCCCAAAUGAAACCAAUAACAUGUUUUGUUACAAAACCAUGAAGGUUUUAUUAAAGCAUUUGCUACUAAGAUUGAUGGAAACAAAACCAUAAACAUUUAGGAGCAAAUAUCAAGACUUUCAAGUAGAGAACAUGACUGUCUUCUCCAUACUUUAUACAUAUUUUACAUCUUAUAUUUAAUACAGAACAUUAAGAAAAAUCAUCCUAUUUUUUUACCAUAUGAAGAAGAAAACCACGCUGGUCGAUAGAGACAAACAUGACGCAACGUCCAAACAGAAAUGAUCCACAAACACCACGAAACGAACGCAAAUGAAAAGUGCUAAAAUCACAUAAACGCUGCAGGAUUUUUAAAAGAUGCAAAAGAAAAAUGUCUGCAAAUGCCAGAAACACAAACGAAUAAAUAAAACAAGUUUGUGACAAAAAUGCUGAAGUUUGCAGAUGAAAACCAAAGACUACCAAUAAACAAUAACUAGCAACCAGACCAAGUUUCUGAUUACCUGACCAACUUCCUGUUUAACCAGUAGUUUGGUUGGAUUCCUGAUAGCUUGGUUAAUUUCCUGGCAGACUGACUAACUUCCUGGGGCCGUACUUAUCAAGCUUCUUAGAGUGCCAUUUUACACUUAAGUCCUGAGAAUUUGCGAAAUUUAGUCCUACUCUCAAACUUAAGAAUAAAAGCUUUUUAUCAACGUUCUUAAGUCUAAGAAUCACUCCUACUCUCCACGAUAUUUAAGAGACCUUCAGAGGUGUCUUAAGUGGUUAGGAGUUGCCAGCAGGGGAUGGCACUGAGGCGAGAGAGACGUGCGCGAACAUUCAGGGAGCGGAACGAUGUUCUGGAUUUGUUUGAUGACGAGCAGCUGAUCAAACGGUAUCGUUUAGACAGAGCGGGUAUUAUUUUUGUCACAGAUUUAAUACUUUUCGAUUCCAUGUUGAUUUCUGCAUGUGGCUGCAGUGGGCUAGUAUAUAUAGAGCCACCCACACCAGUUUCAAAUUAGUUGCCUAAUUAAUGAAUUGGAAAGAAAAUGUUAUGACAGUAGCGUAUGUGUGUGGCCGUGAGGUGAGUGACGUCAGUGAGUGUGUGGGCGACAGAAGAGAGGGAGCGGUAGCGGGAGUGCCAGCGGGGACUAGUUUGUUUUGUAUUAUUUUGUUGUUUAUUGUCAAAAUAUACUCUCCCAUUGUCCACUUAAAUAUUUCCAAGAUAUUUCUUUAUUCUUAGACAACGGAUUCCCUUCCGUGAUUGGUCAUUACUAUGGACACAGAAAUGACGUCACCUAAAAUUCCAUUUACGGCACAUAGUAAUGUCGUAAUUCAGCUCUGAGUGUGACACUUAAGAUUCAGUCCUACACUUCGCUGAAAGUGUGAGUAAGACGCUUGAUAACUAACUUUUAAGUGCAGCUUUCAGCGAAGAAUUUAUUUACUGUUAAGUCAACUCUUAGCAGACUUCUUAGGAGUAAUUCUGAGAAGCUUGAUAAGUACGGCCCCUGGUCACCAGAUUACUUUCCUGGUAAAUUGGUUAAUUUCGGUAACCUAGUAAAUUUAAGUUAAGUUAGGUAAAGUACCAAUGAUCGUCACACACACACUAGGUGUGGUGAAAUUUGUCCUCUGCAUUUGACCCAUCCCCUUGUUCACCCCCUGGGAGGUGAGGGGAGCAGUGAGCAGCAGCGGUGGCCACGCCCGGGAAUCAUUUUGGUGAUUUAACCCCCAAUUCCAACCCUUGAUGCUGAGUGCCAAGCAGGUUCCUGUUAACAUGGUUAAAUUACUGGUUGUAAGACUAAUUGCCUGAUAGUUUGGCAGCUUGCUUAACUUUCUAAUAGCCAGACUAACUUCCUGGUAUACGAGUAACUUUGUGUUAGCCUGGCUGACUUUUGUUCCGUCAACUUGCAGCAUUUCUCUUAUGCAGUAGUUUUCUAGGUUUUGUGCAUAUUUUCUGGCAGUUGCCGCAUUUUUUAAAAUCCUGCAGCGUUCAUGUGAUCGCCUCAUUUUACCGUUGCUAUGGUUUAAUGGCGUUUAUGUGUUGUGGAUCACUUCAGUGUUUGGGAGCAGGUGACAUAAAUGUCAGGUUUGGCUGUAAACUAGUUAUUUUCUUUUGCCCCCCAGCAGAGCACGAGGCUCUCCAAUUUUUUCCGCAGGAUGACUUGUGAGUGUCCACUAAAGCAUGUCAUGUAAUAUUACGUCACAAAAAGAGUACAAAAAAGUGGUCACCUUAAAACACAAAUGAGUUUAGAAAAGGAGGAAGAAAAGCACUAUACAGUUAUUACUUGUGCAAAGACAAACAGCAAUGUGCUAAUAUUGAAAUAUUGGUAGUCACCGUGUACUCUUUUUUUUUUCUUCUUCUUCUUCAGGAAUUCCUGACAUGAGGUAAAAGUUAUUUUCAUCUUUAGUGUAACUUUUACAAAAAAUGCAUAUCUUCACUUCAUCAGUUGCUACGAAUGUACGAUGUGCCGCUUCAUGUGCUGUCCUUUUUGCGGAAAACACAAUUUUUCUUGUUUUGUUUUUUAAACUGACAACAAUUCAAAGAGCCCUUUCAAUGUGCACACAAAAUGGAAACAAAAUCUACAUCAUCUAGACAGUCAGGCUGCGUUCACACUUGUGCUUCGGUAAACAAACAAAAAUAAGUUUGUUUUAGGUUGACAUGCAGAGCCUCACUUAUGUUGGAAAAUAUAAUAACAAAUACAAAAAAUUAUAAAUAUUGAUAUUUGUCAAUUAACUUUAUGAAUGUGUUUUAUAUUAUUGUAUUUAACAUUUUUUAAAGUAAAAACUGCUCAUAUCAAAUCUGCACAUUUCCCUAUCUGAUCCGAGGCUGCCCAGUUUGCUGCUUAAAUUUUUACUCUCAUAAUAAUUUAUGUAUUCUUGUAAAAUUCGAUUUUUGUUUAGUUUUUAUAUUACAUUUCUUUGUAAAUAAAAUAGUAUUUUUUAAAUUUUAAUAUAAAAAUAGCAUUUUAAAAAAAAUAAAAUUGUAAUGACAUUUUUUGACCCGUUCUUUGAAAAUUUAAUUUUUUUUCUUAGGAAUUCACAGCGUUGUCUUGUGAUAU